CACAGAUCAAUGAACGGAGCUGAGCAGGCGGGUUGGGUAAUCGAACUUAAGGACGGUCGUGGGAUGGAUGUAUGAUUACUGGGGUUUUUUUUCUCUGUGUGCGGACGACUCAAAGUUGGAUAAGAACAUCGAUAGGUCUCUAUGUUUUAUAGGAUCAAAUAUACAACUUUACUACCUUCCUGUCCCUUGGAUAUUGACACUUAACGAGCGCGAAUAACAACUGACAGUAAAUCAUCUUUGCGGCGGCGCAUCGAGUUCGAGGAUGAUUUUUGCGAAUUCUGGCAACCCGCUGAGAAAUACAUAUCGUAAACAGCCCCCCGUUGGCCCGUCGUCUCAGCCCAUGGCUCCCCCGAGCCCCGGAACCAACAGCAGCACCAAUCAGAGCAGCAGCAGCAGUACGGCAGGCUGGGAGCAGCUCAGCAAAACCAACCUGUACAUCCGGGGCUUGCCCCCAGCAACUACCGACCAUGACCUGGUCAAACUCUGCCAGCCUUACGGGAAAAUCGUAUCGACGAAGGCCAUCCUGGAUAAGACGACAAACAAAUGCAAAGGUUAUGGCUUUGUGGACUUUGACAGCCCCGCUGCUGCACAGAAAGCCGUUAAUGCUCUGAAAAGCAAUGGUGUGCAAGCACAGAUGGCAAAGCAACAGGAGCAGGAUCCCACGAACCUGUACAUUUCCAAUUUGCCGCUGUCGAUGGAUGAGCAGGAGCUGGAGACCAUGCUGAAGCCCUUUGGGCAGGUCGUCUCCACACGCAUCCUGCGAGAUGCUAAUGGUGCAAGCAGAGGGGUUGGAUUUGCGAGGAUGGAGUCGACAGAGAAGUGUGACGCUGUAAUUUCUCACUUCAAUGGAAAGUUUCUCAAGAUGCCAGCUGGAGUAAUGGCCCCUACUGAGCCGCUGCUGUGUAAGUUUGCAGACGGAGGGCAGAAAAAACGACAGAGCCAAAAUAAAUAUGUGCCUAAUGGACGAGCAUGGGCCAGAGAGGGAGAAGCCAGACUUGCUGGAAUGACGCUCACAUACGACCCAACUGCUGCAGCUAUGCAGAACGGGUUCUAUUCCCCUUACAGCAUUACCAACCGAAUGAUCGCCCAACCUGCCAUGUCACCCUACAUCUCCCCAGUGUCCACAUACCCGGCACGUAUCAAUGCGGUGCAGACGCCGUCCUGGGUCACCCACCAGCCGUAUAUUAUGCAGCAUCCGGGAGCUGUAAUAUCGCCCUCUAUGGAUCCCUCCAUGUCGCUGCAGCCAACAUCCAUGAUGAGCCCACUCACUCAGCAAAUGAGCCACCUCUCUUUGGGCAGUACAGGAGCGUUCAUGCCAGCUAAUGCAGCAUUACAGGGCGCAUACAUCCCUCAGUACACUCCUAUGCAGCCUGCUGCAGUGGAGGAGAAUAGCUCACAGCCUCAGGUGGAGUCGAGCGGAGAUCACUCUCCCUACGCCUACCAACAAACCAAGUGAUGAAGAGGUUCCUCAGCACUCAGGAGACUGAGAGGAGCGACAGCUUCAACAAUCAUGCUUCCUCUGUUGGACUAAGCUCAACCGUUCGAUCGACGUUUGAAACGAUGAGUUUUCUCUGUUUUUAAAAACAACUACCCAGACUAUUUUUGGUAUAAGUUCUAUGAGGUGCAAAUAAAAUCUUGAUUUCAUCAGAGGAUGCUAGCUAUCUAAGAAGAACAUGAAAAUGGGGGAAAAAAAAGUUUUAUUUUAAUAAAAAGAAUGUUUAUUUUUACCAAGGAAUUGUCACAUGAGUGCAAGACCUCAAAGGAUCAUGUGACCAGAUGUACAUGGUAGCAGGUGUCCAUUGUUGAUAUUUUUUAUGAUUUCGUGUGCGCGCGCGUGAGAGAUUUGUUUUUUCCCUUAAUUUUUUCCCCUUUGUACUGAACUAGUUGUGUUGAUUGAAGAGAUUUAUUAGAAAGACGUCCUGAGAAAGAUGGUGGUUUUUUUUUUUUUUUGUGCUUGCAGUGUGUUGCUAUGGUGAAGUAUUACAUGUGUCCUCUUGUACAGUGUGUGUUUUUUCCAGUUGAUCUAGAAUGAUCUUUCUCUCCAUACAAUUUGCCUUAAGUUUGUUCCAUACAGCUGUACAUGUAGCCUCUAACUGAGGCUCAACCAGAGAAAGAGACGUUCGAAUCAGCUAUGGCCUUGUAAAUCAGCUGGAUAGGGCUUUUCGUAGGAUCUAGCUACUAAUGAAAUUCGGUUUGCCUCGUUUUAAGUGUUUCGCUUUUUACCGAUCUCCAUAGUGCUUUUUAGAAUAGAAACCAUGUUGAGUGAUGAAUAAUGUUGAUUUGAGUUUAAAUACGAUGUACUGUUUUUGUAAUCAGAGGGACAACACCUCUGGUUGGUUGAAUGUGGUUGAAAUUCUGCUGAAUUAUCACAUUUUAAAAAUGCCUUUUAAAAAAAAAAUCUUGCUGUUGUAGUCUAGCUGUGGGGAAAAUGGUGUGACCAAGUCUUUUCUUUUUUUCUUUUUUUU
Neoarius graeffei (lesser salmon catfish) is the source of this 2465-nucleotide messenger RNA. RefSeq names its product RNA-binding motif, single-stranded-interacting protein 1 (gene rbms1b). The coding region runs from base 263 to 1456 and encodes 397 amino acids. The record is from RefSeq and is a predicted model, not a curated record. Gene Ontology annotation, molecular function: mRNA binding. Gene Ontology annotation, cellular component: cytosol; ribonucleoprotein complex. Lineage: Eukaryota; Metazoa; Chordata; Actinopteri; Siluriformes; Ariidae. The transcript is spliced from 14 exons.